AUGAUUUUUCUCAUAUUUCUAUCAAUUUCCUUACCUGCAAUAAAAUCCUAUAAUUUUCUGAUAACAAAUCCGAUCUUGGGAUAUAGCCACGUCAAAUUCAAAUCAAACAUCGCUGAUGUUUUGGCGGAUGCUGGACAUAAUGUGGUAAUUUCUUCCGCAAGCUUCCGCGUACACCGCAUUUUUGAUCUCAUGACUUCCAGACGCUCCUUCAAUACUAUCACAAUCCAAUGGAAAAUCUGAAAAAUCUCGUGAAAAAUCCACGUGUCGAAAUCAUCCACUAUUAUCCGGACAACUUUGCGGAACUCCUCGAAAAAUCUCGAAAAAUCGGAACUUUUCCCGAAUUUUGGGCCACCAAAUCGAUGGACAGCCCGUUUUUGAGAUAUUUUACACAGCUGGACAUUAUUCCCGUUUUGUGGAAUAACACAUAUUCGAGUUAGUUUAACUUUUCACUGUUGGGGACUGGGUUACUGUAGUUUAAAAUUCCGAAAUGCAAGUAGUACUGUAUUUGUGAGACGGCAAAAUUUACUGUAUCUCAACUUUCCAAAGUUCAAUGAUUAAGGUUAUUCAAGGAACUGCAAGAGAUACUGUAGAUUCCGGACUGCAAAGGGUACUGUACCUCAAGAUAAUUAAACUACAAAGGUUACUGUAUCUUUUACUGUAAGGGGUACUGUACCUCGUAACGAUUCAUAUGAACUGCAAGUAUUACUGUACUCCAAAGUUUUAAGAAACUGCAAAGGGUACUGUAUUGUCAAGAAUUGCAAGAAGUUCUGUAUUUGAAGGACUGCAAAUUUUCCAAAGUUUAAGGCAAUUCAAAGAACUGUAAGAGGUACUGUAGCUUCCGGACUGCAAGCGGUACUGUACCUCCUAAGAUCAAGCAUUUCAGGGCUACUGUAAUUAAAAAUUUCAAACCACAAUUUUUCCAGAACUUCUGCGCGACACCAAAUUUCUGAAAACUUUGGAAGACCGAAAUUUUGAUGCGGUUCUGGCUGAAACUUUUGAAAUCGGUGGAUUUUGUGAGUUUUCUUUUUUUCAGCGUACUUAACCCGCAAAAAAUAAAUUUCCAGACAUUGCUCAUCUUAUAAACGCGCGCUCCGUCAUUGCAAUAAUGUCAUCAGUCAAAUAUCCGUACACCGAACAACUCUUCGGCCAACCGGCCACUUUGGGAUAUAUUCCAGGAGAAUUUUCGAAGUUUGGAAAAGAAGCGACGGUUUGGGAUAGAUUGAAUGAUAUUUAUCACGAGUUUUUUUCGGUGCUUUUUCACAAAUCGAUUUCGGAUCGGCAACAUCAAUUAUAUCGAGAUAUUCUUGGGAAAACUAUUAGAAAUUUGCCUGAUUGGCAAGAUCUUGUGAGAAAAUCAACAUACUUUUUUGUGAAUUCAAAUCCUUUUUUGGAUUUUUCGGUGCCGAAAACACCCAAUAUUAUUGCUAUUGGUGGAUUUGGAUUCGAUGCUACCCGAACUCAGAAAAUAUUGCCCGAAGAAUAUCAAAAAAUAAUGGGAGAACAUACCGUGCUGAUUUGCUUCGGUUCAGUUCUUCAAUCUUCCGAAAUGCCUGAUGACUUUAAAAUGGGAUUUAUCCAACUUUUCAAAGCUUUUCCGAAUAUCACUUUCAUUUGGAAAUAUGAGCAACAAGAAGAUGAAUUUAUACGGAAAAAUCGAUUGGGGCCAAAUGUUCACUUGAGAAGUUGGAUUCCUCAAUCGAUAUUGUUGAGGAAUGAGAGGGUGAAGUUAUUUAUAACUCAUGGGGGAUUGGCAAGCACUAUGGAAGUUGCGUAUUCAGGAAAACCUGCGCUUGUGGUGAGCUUCUUCUAGAGCUUCUCAAGACCUUUGAAAAGAUUUUUUGAUCUUGAAAUAAGGUGGACUAGAAGCUGAGUUAUGAUUUUUUGAAAAAAAAACGCGUACUAGAAUUUGUUUCCUCAAAAAUCUACAAAUCCCCAUUUUCCCACAGAUUCCUCUGAUCAACGAUCAAUUCCACAAUGGAAUGAUGUUAUCAAGACAUGGUGGAGCAAUUACUUAUAAUAAAUAUGACCUGGCAGAUCCGGUGAAACUUAUCGAAACAGUUAGGCGGAUUCUGGAGACACCCAGGUUUGUGAACAAUCUUGCCACGUCAUAG
Messenger RNA from Caenorhabditis angaria, 2111 nucleotides. The record is from the annotation of a GenBank genome assembly. Lineage: Eukaryota; Metazoa; Nematoda; Chromadorea; Rhabditida; Rhabditidae.